AUGGCCAAGAGAGUCUUACUGGUCGUGACCAACGUCGGGCACUACGAUGACCCAUCCCACCCGACCGGCUUGUGGCUGUCGGAGCUCACGCACGCCUGGCAAGUCUUCGAGGAGCAAGGAUUCGAACAGACCAUCGUCAGCCCGUUGGGCGGCCCCUGUCCCCUGGAGCCGAAGUCGCUGAAGUUCCCCAACUACGACAAGACUGCGAAAGCGUGGCGAGCCGAUCCCGUACGGAUGGCGCUGUUAGAGAACACUGCCAGCCCCGACCAGAUCAACUCUGCCGAAUUCGACGCUAUCUUCUUCACGGGCGGGCACGCGGUCAUGUACGACUUCCCCGACAGCGAGGGCCUGCAGCAGAUCACCCGAGAGAUCUUCGAACGGGGUGGCAUCGUCUCUUCGGUCUGCCACGGCUACUGCGGCUUGCUCAACACCAAGCUCUCUGACGGUUCCUACCUUGUCGCCGGGCGUAAGAUAACCGGGUUCGCCUGGCGAGAGGAGGUUCUUGCCCGUGUAAACAAGCUUGUACCCUAUAACUCCGAGGAAGAGUUGAAGAAGCGCGGCGCCCACUACAAGAAGGCCACACUGCCGUUUGUUUCCUACACCGUGGUCGACGGCAACCUGGUGACUGGGCAGAAUCCCGGGUCUGCUACGGACACCGCGAAGAAGGUCGUCGCCGCCCUCGGCCGGUCAUGA
Molecule: messenger RNA, 693 nt
Organism: Penicillium samsonianum
Lineage: Eukaryota; Fungi; Ascomycota; Eurotiomycetes; Eurotiales; Aspergillaceae
Product: type 1 glutamine amidotransferase domain-containing protein
Exons: 1
Coding region: 1-693 (230 amino acids)
Source: RefSeq, a predicted model, not a curated record